AUGAGGGGGACCAUCCCGUACAGCUAUGCUGAUCUGCGCUGGUGCCAUUGCGUUUCUGGGCCAUUGGCGAAGAACGAUGUGUGCGAUAUGGGACUUGAUCCUGCACGACGAGCAGCAGCUCUGGUGGAGGCGAUGACCAUCCAAGAAAAACUCGUCAAUUUGGUCGAUCAUAGUCAAGGUGCACAAAGACUUGGUCUACCUAAAUACGACUGGUGGAGUGAGGCUUUACAUGGCGUAGCUUUCUCACCUGGUGUCAAUUUCUCCAAUGCUGGAGAAUUUUCAUCUGCGACUUCGUUCGCAAAUCCCAUCACCAUCUCCGCAGCUUUCGACGAUGACUUGGUUGAAAAGAUAGGGCUCGUGAUAGGCGCCGAAGCCCGCGCCUUUGGUAAUGCAGGACGUGCUGGCAUCGACUUCUGGACUCCGAACAUCAAUCCAUUCAAGGAUCCUCGCUGGGGACGAGGCCUAGAGACUCCCGGCGAGGACCCACUCCGAAUCGCGAAGUACGUUAAACACCUCCUGAAAGGCAUGGAAUGGGCCAGCCAGGACCCAGAUAUCGUCGGCAAACGGCAGAUAAUCGCAACAUGCAAGCACUUUGCCGCCUACGAUCUCGAGAGAUGGAAAGGCGUGGUUCGAUAUGCGUUCAAUGCUAUCGUAUCUUUGCAGGAUCUUGUCGAGUAUUAUCUUCCACCAUUCCGGCAGUGCGCUCGGGACUCGAACGUCGGAUCGAUCAUGUGUUCGUACAAUCGAGUCAAUGGUACUCCAGCUUGUGCGAAUGAAUAUCUGAUGCAGACUGUACUGCGAGAACAUUGGAAUUGGACGAAACAUAAUAACUACGUCGUCAGUGAUUGCAACGCUGUCCACAACAUCUACGCGGACCACAAGUGGGUCAAAACAGCUGCUCAAGCUGCUGGUGCUGCGUUCAAUGCAGGGACAGACAAUGUAUGUGAAGCGGGCGGUUGGUCGACUGAUGUUAUUGGUGCCUACAACCAGUCAUUGCUCAGCGAAAAGGUCAUUGACAAUGCCCUGCGGCGUCAAUACGAGGGACUCAUUCGCUCCGACUAUUUCGCCAGGUUCAGGGACGAUGUUGUUGGGUUUCGUGCGUAUGGUUGGGAGACUGUCAAUACAGAGACUGCACGAAACCUUGCUCUUAGCUCUGCAACAGAUGGUGCUGUUCUUCUCAAAGACAAUGGCCUACUUCCAUACAGAUUCAAGCCCAAUCAGACAAUUGCUGUCAUUGGCAUGUGGGCAAACGAUACUAGGACGAGGAUGCUGGGAAACUACAAUGGAAGACCUCCUUUCUAUCGCACACCACUUGAGGCUGCGCAAAGGCGAGGUUUCAAUGUCAAAUUCGCAGACGGGCCAGUCGCCAGCGGUGGCUCCUAUUCUCCCAUGCUCGAUGCUGCCAAGGCUGCCGAUAUCGUGUUGUACUUCGGCGGAAUCGAUGUCUCGAUCGAGUCUGAGGAUCUAGAUCGUACAAGUAUUACUUGGCCAGCAGCGCAGCUCGCGUUUCUCAAUGACGUCGCUAAGGUUGGGAAGCCAAUCGUUGUUGUGCAGUUAGGCACUUCGGUCGACAAUACACCACUGCUAGAGAAUAAGGCCAUCAAUUCCGUUCUUUGGAUGGGAUACCCGGGAAUGUAUGGAGGAGACGCAGCGUUCGACAUUAUAUCUGGCCUAAAGGCACCAGCAGGCCGUCUUCCAGUUACUCAGUAUCCUGGUGCUUAUGCUGACCAGGUGCCCAUGACGGACAUGUCUCUUCGGCCCAGUGCCAUCAACCCAGGCAGGACAUACAAAUGGUAUGACGGCGCUGUCCAGGAGUUCGGCUUCGGUCUUCAUUAUACCAAGUUCUCCGUGGGAUUUGGUAAUACAAGCGGCGGCCAAAGUUCAAGUUCACAAGAUGUGCAGGUCUUCCAAGUGUCCCAGCUUGCUGAGUGUACGCUUCCACACAAGGACCUUUGCAAAUUCCCUUCAAUUCCCAUCUCCGUGACCAACAAUGGAAAUAUUACUUCGGACUUUGUCGCCCUUGCAUUUGUUUCUUCGGAAGCUGGCCCCUCUCCACAUCCAAUCAAGGAGCUUGUUGGCUACGAGCGACUGCGCGGCGUGAAACCGAAUGAGCGGAGGAAUACAGAGCUGGAUUUCACUUGGGGUGACUUUGCUAGAGUCGAUGGUUCUGGCAACACUAUCAUCUAUGCUGGUGUCUAUUGCUUGGCUUUGGAUGUACCUGAGCAGAGUCGACUAUGUUUCGAGAUUCAAGGAGAAGAUGUGGUGUUAGAUGAGUGGCCUCAGCCAAGAGCCGUCAACACAACCAUAGUGCGGUAGAGACAAUGC
This is a messenger RNA of Aaosphaeria arxii CBS 175.79, 2325 nucleotides long. Its product is annotated as glycoside hydrolase family 3 protein. The transcript has 3 exons. Gene Ontology annotation, molecular function: alpha-L-arabinofuranosidase activity; xylan 1,4-beta-xylosidase activity. Gene Ontology annotation, cellular component: plant-type cell wall. Lineage: Eukaryota; Fungi; Ascomycota; Dothideomycetes; Pleosporales. Gene Ontology annotation, biological process: arabinan catabolic process; xylan catabolic process. The coding region runs from base 1 to 2316 and encodes 771 amino acids. The record is from RefSeq and is a predicted model, not a curated record.